UGGCUUCAAUAGCUAAGCUCAAAACAGUUCACAAAACAUUUCAAGUGUUGAGUUCGCAAUCUCAAAUUGCGAUAUUAUUAUUUUGAUUUACGAUUGUGUUACAGGUGAUGAAGUCAAGAUGGAUGGUAGUAAGAUGCAGGCAGUUUUGCUCCAGCUCCCUCUGAUUGAAAAUGAGAGGGAGAGAUUGAACACCUACUUGGAUAAAAUAAUUGAAAGAACAAAAAGGCUCAGCGCCAACCCAGCAGCAGCGAGAAGCCUGAAGCGCGAAAAUGCUGAGCUGCUAUGCCAGCUCACAGAAUGGGCUGACUUGCUCGAGGAUCAUAUAGCCUCGCAUCAGUCGCCGUCACCCGCCGACGCGCCGCCGGGUCCCCCGAGCGUCGCCCCCAGUCAGUCGAGGACGGCCCGCUCGACAACUGACCUGAAUGCCACGCUGGAGUCUGCCGUAUCGUUCCACACGGCGGCGGCAGGCGGCGGCUCGGUGGCGGCUGGCGGCGGCUCGAUGGGACCGGGCGGCGGCUCGGUGGCGGCUGCGGGCGGCUCAGUGGGGCCGGGCGGCGGCUCGGUGGCGGCUGGCGGCGGCUCAGUGGGGCCGGGCGGCGGCUCGGUGGGACCGGGCGGCGGCUCAGUGCGACCGCAGUCCCCUGUCAGUCGCGGCAGCACCACCGAGAGGCCCCAGCGCACUCCCGAUCCGCACAGUGAUUGCACGCGGACUGCGACUCUGGAGACGCCGUCACCGCCGCCGCCGCACAAGACCUGCCCCUCCAAGAUCUCCAACAGUGAGGUGUCCUCAAUUAUCAAUCGCCACCUGCUCAAGAAAAGUUUCGGACCUGAAAGUCCGAAAGAAGUGGUGCAAAGGCCGCCGCCGCUGGGUGUCGAGACCAGGGUUGUGUUUUCAUUUCACGACGAGGACACCGGUUACACCUACCUGAACCUGUGGGAGGAUACGGACUCGCUGGCCAAGCUGGCAGGGGAUCUGACGGAGCUGGCGCUCCACCCGGCGCGGAUGUCGCGUCUCCCCAAGCAGGGAGAGCUGGUGAUCGCCGCCUGGAAGGGCGCCUGGUACCGCGCCAGGGUGACGGACGUGUUUGACAAGGGCGACAUGAACUCGAUGGUGGCUCUGCAGUACAUCGACUACGGUAACAGCGAGCACCAGCCGGUGGGACAGCUCCGCUUCCUGCCUGACAAGAUGAAGGAGGCGCCCGCCGCCGCCUACAAAUGCAAACUGGUCAACCUGAAGGUGGGCGGCGAGUCGCACUGGCCACUCCAGCGGCGCCUGCUGCUGGCGCUGGCCGACGGACCCGAGUGUCGUCUGAGGGCCGUGCUGCGGCGCUCGCAGCUGCCAGACCUGUACGAGGCGACCCUGAUCUCGGGCGUCACGGUCGGUUCCGAGCCCAUGCAGGUGGACGUGGUGGCUACCCUGAAUGCGGCGCUUCUGAUCAACCCAGCCGCCGCUGCCACACAGAUCGAGUCGGAGGAGCUGCAGCUGCGGCCGCUGCUGGUCCCCUACCGGCGGCCUGCCGAGCUGUCCCCUCCGGUGUCGGUCAAACCCGAACAGCCGCCGGAGGAGAAGGUACUCAGCUGGCUGGCCGGCCAGACGGCCAGCGGAGCACGCGCUGAUCGCCCAACACCCACCAGCCGGCCGGCGACGGCGCGCGCCAGCCGAGACACGGCGGAGCUGAACAUCAGUUUCGCGUCCUCGGAGAGCCGGCCGUCGCGCCGCCACCGUGUGCGCGCGCCGCCCGAGUACAGUGGGCUGCAACUGGUGUGGACAGCGCGUCCCAUCGAACAGCAGCUGGUGGGCGACGGGCCGCACAACGUGAUCGUCAUGCAGUUCAAUAACCCGGCCGACUUCUACCUGGGCGUCCGCUCGGAGCAGUUCGAUGAGUUCGAGGAGCGGCUGUUCUCCGUGUACAGUCGGCUGCCGCUGCACCCGGAACAGGCGGUGCGCGACGCGCUACUGCCCGGCUCCUACUGGGUGGCGCGCUGGGAGAGACCGGGCGAGAAGACGCGCUGGUGCCGCUGCGUCGUACUGGAGGAGCGCAACCAGAAAGGCGGAAAGGAGCCUGCCUCGGCCAGCUACCCGGUGCUGUGGGUGGACUAUGGCGACACGGACCGCCUGCCGGCCGUCAGGUUCCGGCCGAUGACUGAGGAGUUCGCCGCCGAGCCGGUGUUUGCCGUCCACGCCCGCUGCGCCGGGGUGUACCCGGUGGACGAGCUGGGAGCCCAGCUGGACUCGUACUCGGCUGAGGCAGCCACCACGUUCCGUGAACUGCUCCAGGGGACAGUGUGUUUGGCGGUGCCGGUACCCAGCGAGAGCACUACCGGGUGCCAGGCAGUGCUGCUGGAGGCAAUCAUAGAUGGCUCGGACGACCUGAUGUCGGUGACGCAGGCUCUUCUGGAGCUGGGAGUGGCGGCCAUGCGUGAUCCGGAGCUGGACCCGUCCUUCGCUGAGAUUGAGGAGCAGCUGGCGAACGGACACACGACGACCGUACCCUCGGCGACGGCCAGUCAGGAGAUCGCUAAGUGGGACCCGAUGGGUGAGGACUUCACGUCCCCCUUCAACCGUCCGGAGGAGGACGGAGAGGCGGAGGUGGCCGGCCUGACGGGACGCCGGGACCCCGAUGACCCGGGCGUGUGUCCCGUGUACGCGUCCGGCCGCCGCUGCUGGGACGGCAUCGCCUGCCCCAAACGACACGUUCGAGGCGGUGACCAGGAGCCGGUGACCGUCCUCAUUCACUCGGCCAAUCCGGAGCCAGUGGUGGUGCCGCGGAUCGGCUCCACCGUCUACGUCAAGGUGUCGGCCGUGCUGAGCCCGGACAAGUUCUACGUGCAGCUGCCGUUCGGCGCCAUACCCGCCCAGGAGGUCAACAGCGACCACGCCGGGUACCGACGCCGACUGGACAUGGACGAAACACUGGAGUCGCUGUCGGCGGCGAUGGCAGCGGCGUACCGGAGUUGCGGCCGGCGCCACUACAGUGCCGCCUGCCGGCCGGCGAUCGGCGAGGUGCUGGUGGCGCCGUUCCAGGGCGGCUGGCAGCGAGCCAUGGUCGUGGACCUGGCCGAUGAACCCGAGACGGACCGGCUCUCUGUGGAGGUGUUUCUGGUGGACCACGGUGUGACGAUGGCCUGUGACGCCAGCGAACUGAGGGAGAUGAAACAGGAGUUCAACCUGCUGCCGUACCAGGCGGUGUCGUGCUGGUUGAGCUGUGUGGCUCCGGCCAGCGGUAGCCACUGGUCUCCAAAGGCCAUCAGUCGGUUCGUCAAUCUGGUGAGUCGGCCCUGUCUGCUGGGCGCAGUGACGGGUCGCCGGCCGGACGGACAGCUCGAGCUCGACCUGUACGACGAACACCGCCACCUGAGCGAGAUUUUAGUCCGCGAGAGACUGGCCGUACGCGUCCAGCGCGCUCCCCAGCCGGUCGGUAGAAAGCUGCUGCCGGUGUAGGCAGACCCCGGCCGAGUCGGCACUGCCGCUAGGCCCGUACAGGGGGACGUGAUAAUGGCUGUAAGAUAGGUGAGAGACGCGUGAGAGAGGUCAAAAAGACGCGUGAGAGAGGUGAGAGGCAGUGUGAGACGUGCAGGGUGUUGAUAUUAGGACGUAGGAGCUGGGCCUGCCCGUUUUCGUGAUAACUGCCUUUGCCACUUGAUAUUACAGUGCCUUAGUGAAGAAGUAAGCGUCACCCUAGUCUGAAGGUGAGUUCAGUGCUCUUGCAGUACCGUGAUAACGAUAUAGACGCUCCCCAGCGCAGGCGUCAGCGCGUUGUCGGCAGGCUGUUUGCCAGCUCCUUUACUCAAGGACCAAGUGUGUGUUUCCAGUGAGGAGUCGCAUCUCCCUGCGGAGCUCUGAGUUCCCUUUCCACUGAAUAUCAUGUUGUGUACAUUAUGAGGUUACGUCAUAAGCACAGAGUUUUCAUUUUUAUAUGAAAUACACGUUUACCUUUACAAAUA
Amphibalanus amphitrite is the source of this 3945-nucleotide messenger RNA. RefSeq lists its product as uncharacterized. The coding region runs from base 119 to 3442 and encodes 1107 amino acids. The transcript has 19 exons. The record is from RefSeq and is a predicted model, not a curated record. Lineage: Eukaryota; Metazoa; Arthropoda; Thecostraca; Balanomorpha; Balanidae. Gene Ontology annotation, molecular function: metal ion binding. Gene Ontology annotation, biological process: spermatogenesis.